This is a messenger RNA of Podospora anserina S mat+, 783 nucleotides long. RefSeq lists its product as uncharacterized. Gene Ontology annotation, molecular function: oxidoreductase activity, acting on the CH-OH group of donors, NAD or NADP as acceptor. Bases 1 to 783 code for a protein of 260 amino acids. The transcript is spliced from 3 exons. The record is from RefSeq and is a predicted model, not a curated record. Lineage: Eukaryota; Fungi; Ascomycota; Sordariomycetes; Sordariales; Podosporaceae.
AUGUCUGUUCAAUACCCCCUCAAAGGCAAAAUCGCCCUCGUAACCGGUGCUUCCUCAGGCAUAGGCCACGCAAUCGCCAAACGCUUCGCCCAAGAAGGCGCCAAAGUCAUCAUGGCCUCCCGCAAAGCCGGCGUAAAGCCCAAGUUCGACCGCAGGCUCGUCGUAGGCUUCAACAAUCCCACCCUCCACGUCCCCUACCACAUGAACAUAACAGUCAAAGAACACUGGGAAACCCUCCUAAAACGUCACCCCAAAAUCGACAUCCUCAUCAACUCAGCCGGCAUCUCCCAAACCAAACUCCUCCUUCACACUGGCAAGUUUGAAAUCGACGAGCUCCUCUCCACCAACCUCCUCGGCACAAUCCUCGGCUGCAAGUACAUCGGCAAGUCCAUGAUCGCCCACACAACCGCGGCCCGCCGCUCAGCCAAAGCCGCCGCCGCCGCCCACUGGGAGUCCAAACUCUCUUCUCCCUCAACUCCAUCAUCAUCUGAACCAGUCCAAGAAAUUGACAUCACCACCGAACAAGCCGAGCUCCCCCAAAGUCAAAAACUCACCCCAGAAGAAGAGGAGGACGAAGAAACAACCCCCAUCACCCCCGAAUCCCCCCAGCUCCACCCAGGAAGCUACAGAACUGGCUCCCAGGGCGUCAUCAUCAACAUCGCUUCCUUGCUGGCAACAAAAGCAAUCACAGGCAGCGCAGUCUACGCCGCCACCAAAGCCGGGGUUUUGGGAUUGACAAAUACUCUAGCAAUGGAGUACGGACAGUCGGGUAUUCCUCUGUGA